AUGUCGUCCUACGGUUGCUUCUAUCGCCUUCUUAGAGAAAACGAUCGCCCUGCGAAGAGCUACCUCCCUCAGGUGAGGCUCGAUAUCCAUGCCCAUGUACUCUCUAGCAACACUCGAACGACCAUCACCCAGACCUAUAUAAAUCCAUCCAACACCGAAUCCAUCCCAGAGCUUUUUUAUUCUUUCCCCCUCUAUGAUGGCGCCAGCAUCGUUGGGUUCACCUGUCGCGUUGGCAACGAAGUGAUCCGUGGACAAGUCAAACCGAAAAAGAAGGCCGAGGAGGUCUAUCAGGAAGCCAAGUCAAAGGGACAAACCGCUGCAAUUUUCGAUCAAUCCUACGAUACAGCCGAUGUCUUCAAAACUCGCCUAGGAAAUGUUCCUGCUGGAGGGAAGGUUCACAUCGACAUCAUCCUAGUUCAGGAAUCCAAGCAAGAUGUCCAGACAGAUGGAAUUCGAUACACAGUACCGAUCGCGAUCGCCCCACGAUACGGUACUCAGAAUGACGAUCAGGCCCCUAGCGCGCCCGAAGGUAUUGCUGUCAAGACGGCGAUUAAAGUUGAUCUGGUUAUGGAAAAGGACUCUGAUAUCCGCAAUAUUCGGUCGCCAACUCAUCCUAUCGAGGUUACUAUCGGUCGGACCUCGACCAUGCCAGAAACUACUUCCAAAGCGUGCUAUGCAUCUGUCAAACUCCGGGAGAAUGUGAUAAUCCAGGAGGAUUUUGUCGUGACGGUAGGGUCAAGCAAGAAAGAUCUUCCCUUUGCUUUCCUGGAGACACACCCUGUGCUGCCAAACCAGCGAGCCCUGAUGGUUUCUCUGAUUCCGAAAUUUGGCUUGCCCCAGAGUGCUUCUGAGAUUAUCUUUGUGAUUGAUCGCAGUGGCAGUAUGGAGGACAAAAUUCCAACCCUCCGAUUGGCGCUCGAAGUGUUCCUCAAGUCCCUCCCAAUUGGUAUCCAUUUCAAUAUCGUGUCAUUUGGGUGCAGGAGCAAAUCUCUGUGGCCGCGUAGUAAAAUUUGUGAUCGAGAAAACUUGGAGGAAGCUCUGAAGUACACAAAGAAAAUCAAAGCUGAUAUGGACAAAGUCCCCGAAGUCCUCCUCCUAACAGACGGGGAAGUGUGGGACCAGAACGCUGUUUUUGAAUUCGUGGGCAAGGCCGUGAAGGAAAGUUCGGCACGGUUUUUCACUUUGGGUAUUGGAAAUGCUGUCUCCCAUUCACUCAUCGGCGGAAUUUCUCGAGCAGGCAUGGGGUUCUCUCAGUCGGUCCAGAACUAUGAAGAGCUAAACAAAACGGUUGUGCGAAUGCUAAAAGGUGCAUUGAUGGCGCGCUUGACCGAUGCCACCUUGGACAUUAACUUGCCAGAUCUCGAAGGCGAAGACUUCAUGGUGGUUGAGCCGAUUGAGGAAGACCUCAAGGACGGUCAGGCAGAAGGAACUAACAAGCCGAUCAAAUUAUUUGACGACAAGUACGAAGAAUCUGACAAGGUUGAAAAUGUGCACCAACCUCUUCCAAAAGUCACUGCUCCGAGUAUCAUUCAAGCACCUGUUGAGCUACCCCCGCUUUUCCCAUUCAUUCGAUCCACGGUCUAUAUUCUCUUCUCUGGCGACGUCUCUUCCUUUCCGGAGACAAUCAAACUCCGUGCGAGAAGCGACCAUGGUCCUCUGGAACUAGACAUUCCGGUCCAAGACAUCGGACUCGGCGAAACCAUUCACCAGCUGGCAGCCAAAAGGGCGAUGAGCGAACUGGAGGAAGGACAUGGUUGGAUUCACACUACCAAGGAUGUUCACGGGGAUCUAAUCACAAGCAAGUGGGAAAGUCAGAUUGAGGAGCUGGUUCAAAAUGAAUGCGAGAGACUUGGGGUGCGCUUCCAAAUUGCUGGAAAGCACUGCUCCUUUGUCGCAGUCCAGGACUCCCAUCAGUCCGAGGACAAAGGUGCAGCUCGGGUCUCUUCCGGGGCCAUGGCAGGCGAUGAGGAUGCAGAACUCGUUGACUGUCUUGAAAUUUCGGACUUCGACAUGUGCGAUGCAGGACAGCCUCUUGCUGCCAGCGCUUCGCUUGCCGUUUGCCUUUCGUCACCCGCUUAUUGCCCCGAAGGUGAAUCAGACGAAGACAUGGGAUUCGGUCUUUUUGGUGGAUCAAGUGAAGAUGAGAUGGCAGAAGAGGAGGAUUCAGUACCACGACCAGCAAAAAAGAAAAAGAAAAUGCGUCGCAAGGCGGUUGGUCAAUUCUUCGAAGAAGAGGCGGGGAUUGAUGAGGAUGAGGAAGAAAUAUUGAAUUCACAUCCCAAGGAUGAUUCCUCUGGACUGCAUGCGCUUAUAUCUAUGCAAACAUUUGAUGGUUACUGGGAUUGGAACAAUCAGCUUCUUCAGGCACUUGGUCUCGAAGCAGAAAGCGCUAAAGCUAAACUGCAGACACGCUACAAGGAUUUGGCUGGGAACAAUUCUGAUAUUUGGGGCCUGCCUGUCUGGAAGGAGGUUCUUGCUACUUGUCUUGUGGGCCACUUUCUGCAAACGCAGCUUUCGGACUCGAAGGAUGUAUGGGAGUUGCUCAAAGAGAAGGCGGAUACUUGGGUACAGAAAUCUUUAAACGACCUGAAUGAGACGGACCGAAAAACUUUGAGGGAAUUGAUCGACGAAGUAGGGAUCUACUUUUAA
Penicillium cosmopolitanum is the source of this 2649-nucleotide messenger RNA. Its product is annotated as VIT and vWA domain-containing protein. The coding region runs from base 1 to 2649 and encodes 882 amino acids. The record is from RefSeq and is a predicted model, not a curated record. The transcript has 2 exons. NCBI's taxonomy places the organism in Eukaryota, Fungi, Ascomycota, Eurotiomycetes, Eurotiales, Aspergillaceae.